This is a messenger RNA of Chara braunii, 1432 nucleotides long. The record is from the annotation of a GenBank genome assembly. NCBI's taxonomy places the organism in Eukaryota, Viridiplantae, Streptophyta, Charophyceae, Charales, Characeae.
CGGGAUGUCGUUCGGUUUUUCGUGCUCGGCCUUGGGCCCGUUGGACGAGCUUUCAUUGGUGUGGGCGGGGUGACGAGGUUUGAGGGGGUUGGCCGUCGGGGGCGGUGGGGGGGGGUGUUGUGUGGGCGGGGUGACAAGGCUUGAGGGGGUUGGUCGUCGGGUGUUCGUUGUCCACGUGGCAGUGGGAUGCGGCGGCUUAGAAGGAGGCAGCGAGAACAGCUCGCUGUCGUGGUCAUGGCUGUUGCGGUCAGAAUGGCCGAGGAUGCAUUCCAAAGCCUAGAUGACCUCCUUGGUUUCCGGACUGCAAGGCCCUUAUUCCUGGCGCAACAGUUGAAUGACACCCUGUUUGGUGUAGGAGAUGACGGCGAUGACCCUGGCCGUGGAGGGCGUAGUUCGCUUUGGUUGUGGCCAACCAUUGUCGAAAUCUGUGAUCUCUUGCCUCAGGCUUCGCCUAGGUGGUGGGUGAUGAGGCGAUCAGCUGGGUUGUGGAACGACCUGCUUCCAAGAGACAACGCUCAGGACGACCAUUACCUAGGCCUGCUGCGCAUGCGUCGCUCCACCUUCGAUAAACUGCUCCGAAAGAUCGGUCCUUCUUUGGAGAAGACAGUGACGAAAUUCAGGCUGCCGUUGCCUCCGGCGAAGCAUUUCGAGGCGUUGGGGUUUCCGAAUUGCUGGGGCUGUAUUGACUGCACCCAUGUGUAUGUCGACAAACCCCGCUCAAGGGACGGCGAUGACUAUUGCUCUGGUCGACACAACCGGUUCUCCCUUGUGACGCAAGUGGUGGUGGACUCGGAACUGAAGAUCUUGGACUUCUGCUAUGGUUUUCCGGGGACUGUGGGCGAUGCGCGUGUUCUCAAGAACACGUCAUUGUACAGGCGAGCCCUGAAGGGGUCGUUGUUUUUUGACGAUCCACAAGAUCCGUUCCGUGGYGAACGGYCRWCYAUACCAGGUGUCCCUGGCGGGUACUUGCUCGGCGAUGGUGGGUAUCCCAACCUUCCCUGGCUUGUCAUUCCGUACGGGCGUCAACCGGUGGUCACGCGAGCAAUGCAGCAGUUUGACGCUCUGCACAAGAUAGUGAGGUCUUGCAUCGAGCGGUUCUUUGGUGUGUUCAAGAUGCGCUUCCAGUUCUUUUACCGCCCGCACAUUGCUGACAUCACGAGGGAGAGGGUGGAGUUCCGCGCUUGUUGUAUACUCCACAACCUACUUCAGGAGUGGGGUGACCUGCCGGAAGCGGAGGAUGAGUUGAUGGAUGUUUCGUCUCCCGACAGUCCGCCUCCCGAUGGUGACCGCCUCAUUUUGGGUCUCCGAGUAACCCCAGUCUUCGAUAGAAGACAGGCCUGCAGGCUGUGAGUAGUGGUCAAUGGAGGGCUGUUCGUCGUCUUCCGCGUUCACUCAGUUAACGGUGCAAGAUGACGAACUGCAGACGAGCGAG